CACCAAAGAGCUGCUCUCUCUCUCUCUAUCUCUCUCACCCUGCAUGUCCACGCUCUCGCUCAGAGGCUUCUCCUCGAAGCAGCUUGCCAGUUCGACCCUCUCCUCGUAUGGAAUGAGCAGCCAGGUGUUUGCCCGGCAGGCGCCAAGCGUAUACGCAGGUGCUGGAGGCUAUGGUGCCUGUAUCUCCUACUCUGUAUUCUCUAGCGGUGGUGGUGACGGUGGAGGCUUUGGCUAUUUAAGUGGCCUGUCGGUGGGGGGUGGUAAGGGUGGGGUUUUUGGCUGUAGUGGUGCAGGUACUGAUGAAGAGCUUGGUGGCUCUAUCAACGAGAAGGCCACCAUGAUAAACCUCAACGACCGCCUGGCCAUCUACCUGGAGAAGGUGCGCACCCUGGAGGCCUCAAAUGCCACCCUAGAGAAGCAGAUCUGUGAGUGGAGCCAGAACCGUAUCAUUGUCACCCAGGACUACAGUGCCUACUGGAAGACCAUCGCUGAGCUCCAGGGCAAGAUCGCUAUAGCAAAUAUAGACAAUGCCAGCAUUAUUCUCCAGACUGACAAUGCCAAACUAGCAGCGGGCGACUUCAGUGCUAAGUACGAGGCUGAGCUGGCAAUGAGGCAGUCCGUCAAGGCCGACAUCGCCGGACUGAAGAGGGUCCUGGACGAGCUGACUCUGGCCAGAUCCUCCAUGGAUAUGGAGAUCGAGGGGCUGAAGGAGGAGCUGGUCUAUCUCAAGAAAAACCACGAGGAGGACCUCCUGGCCUUGAGUUCUCAGGUAGGCGGGACGGUCAAUGUGGAGGUGGACGCUGCCCCACAGCAGGACAUGUCCAGAGUCCUGGAGGAGAUGCGCAUGCAGUACGAGGGCAUCGCCGACAAGAACCGCCGGGAAGUGGAGGCCUGGUACAAAGACAAGUUUGAGGAGCUGAACAAGCAAGUGACCACCAGCACAGAAGUUCUCCAGACAUCCAAGAGUGAGAUCUCAGAACGGAGGAGGACCGUCCAGGGACUGGAGAUCGAAAUGCAGUCUCAGCUCAGCAUGAAAUCUGUGCUGGAGGUCAACGUGGCAGAGACAGAGGGCAGCUACGGGGCACAGCUCAGUCAGCUGCAGGCGUUCAUCCACAGGCUGGAGGCUGAACUGGUGCAGCUCCGAAUGGACAUGGAGCGCCAGGGAAAUGAGUACAAGAUGCUACUGGACAUCAGGACCCGUCUGGAGAUGGAGAUUGAGGAGUACAGGCACCUGCUGGAUGGAGAGGUUGCAGGCAAGUUUUACAAUUCGACUUCAGCUGCUCCUACAGCUCCAGCAGCAGUGAAUGCAAUGGAGGCCUCAGAGCCUCCAGUCAACCAGGCCAAGGAGGUAAAGCACGUGAUCGUAGAGGAGGUUGAUGGCGAGGUGGUCGAUACCAGAGAGGAGAUGAUUUAAGCAGCCCGUGUGAACAGUACCACCUCAGGGAAGAAGCAGCACAACUUCCAACACAGGUGGAAACAAAACAAAACAAAAAAUCUGCAGCUUUCUCUUUUCUGUUAAAUUGAUACACUCAAACAAAUAGAACUGCCAAGCAGUCUUCCUGAGAAUUGCACUGGAUAAAAUGCUUGCCCAUAUUUUUGGUUGUCCUGUUCUGCAAAAGUAAUAAAGGGGUCUUUCUUGCAUUGCAAAA
This is a messenger RNA of Polyodon spathula (Mississippi paddlefish), 1649 nucleotides long. Its product is annotated as keratin, type I cytoskeletal 13-like. The transcript is spliced from 8 exons. NCBI's taxonomy places the organism in Eukaryota, Metazoa, Chordata, Actinopteri, Acipenseriformes, Polyodontidae. Bases 44 to 1414 code for a protein of 456 amino acids. The record is from RefSeq and is a predicted model, not a curated record. Gene Ontology annotation, molecular function: structural molecule activity.